Fomitiporia mediterranea MF3/22 is the source of this 725-nucleotide messenger RNA. RefSeq lists its product as uncharacterized. NCBI's taxonomy places the organism in Eukaryota, Fungi, Basidiomycota, Agaricomycetes, Hymenochaetales, Hymenochaetaceae. The annotation marks the transcript as partial. The record is from RefSeq and is a predicted model, not a curated record. The transcript has 2 exons.
GGAACGGCACCUCCCUACUUAGCCUGGUCGGCGAUGUGGGCAAAAAUCACAUUGUGAGCCGUUCUUCGCGUGCGUUAGCGAGUACGCGGGAGAAGGAGGGUUGCAAUCCAAACAUAGCGAAGCAGACAUCCGCGGAGGUCAAACUCAAGGCGCAGAAAGCAACCUCCCAGGGCAUUGCUCCUUUCUUCAGGCCAAACCGCCAGACCCUUCCACGUGCGACCACUCAAGAACACGCGGGUCCCGAACAGACCUUCUCUUUGGUGAGAGAGAGUGGGCCGUCUAUUGGAGCUCCGAAGGUAACAGAAGCCACGACUAGCUUAGACACUUCCGCCGGAAAUGACCGCACAUCAAGUCCAAUUGAAAUUACAAAUCCCAAAGAAACUGGUGCCCAGCAAUCUAUCAUUUUACUCGAAGAGGUCGACAUCUUAUUCGGCGAGGAUGUCAGCUUUUGGCCCACGGUCGUUGCUCUCAUUAGGGAAUCACGACGGCCAGUUAUCCUAACGUGCAACGACCCAAACCUUGUCCCCUCUAGUAGUUUACCCUUACAAUCAACGCUGAUAUUCAACCCUUGCCCUCCCGAUCUUGCGGUUUCCUAUUUGCGAUGCAUGGCUCUCACCGAAGGCUACACGAUCUCACAGACGCACAUAGAGACGCUAUACAAAAGUGGUUGUCCGACUGACGCGCUUGACACGAGUGAUGAGUUCGCGCGGUCUUCAGUUGUCCCG